Molecule: messenger RNA, 465 nt
Organism: Helobdella robusta
Lineage: Eukaryota; Metazoa; Annelida; Clitellata; Rhynchobdellida; Glossiphoniidae
Exons: 3
Coding region: 1-465 (154 amino acids)
Molecular function (GO): acetyl-CoA carboxylase activity
Source: RefSeq, a predicted model, not a curated record
AUGUCGGGGCAGCACCUGGACCACCUAGGCCACCGAAGGACCCAGUCAAAAGGUUCCUGCAAGGACUUCACGGUGGCCACCCCUGAAGAAUUUGUUAAAAGGUUCGGGGGCAAUCGAGUGGUCGACAAGGUCCUCAUUGCAAACAAUGGCAUAGCAGCUGUCAAGUGCAUCCGCUCAAUCAGGAGGUGGAGUUAUGAAAUGUUCAAAAAUGAGAAAGCUGUUAGGUUUGUUGUCAUGGUAACUCCCGAAGACCUGAAAGCUAAUGCAGAGUACAUCAGGCUAGCAGAUCAAUAUGUGCCUGUCCCAGGUGGUUCCAACAACAACAACUACGCAAACAUUGAACUCAUCCUUGACAUCGCCAAGAGGACAAAGGUUCAGGCAGUGUGGGCGGGUUGGGGCCACGCUUCAGAGAAUCCAAAGUUACCCGAACUCCUUCACAAAAAUGACAUUUCUUUCAUGGGCUAG